Molecule: messenger RNA, 2552 nt
Organism: Boleophthalmus pectinirostris (great blue-spotted mudskipper)
Lineage: Eukaryota; Metazoa; Chordata; Actinopteri; Gobiiformes; Gobiidae
Product: complement factor B
Exons: 19
Coding region: 108-2396 (762 amino acids)
Biological process (GO): complement activation; proteolysis
Cellular component (GO): extracellular region
Molecular function (GO): serine-type endopeptidase activity
Source: RefSeq, a predicted model, not a curated record
UUGCUUAAUACGCUUGUACUUCCUAUUUCCAUGCCUCUAUUUUAAUUUGUAACCACUCAUCAAAUAAACCAGAUGCAGUUGGAGACUUUGGAACAGCUCUUUGAAUCAUGUUGGUCAAGUUAAGUCUGUGGAUUGCGCUGGUAUCAGUCCAGAACGUCUACAGUGAUCCACAACCUCGAAACUGCUCAACCUCUGCCAGAAUAAAUGGUGGACAUGUCACAUAUUCAAAGGGGGGGCUGGAGGGCAGUGUUCUGACCUAUCACUGCAGACCUGGACAGUACCCGUUCCCUGUGAGCUCCAGAACCUGCAGACCCAAUGGACAAUGGACCACCAUGAGACUCGCCAAUGGCCGACCAGUCACACUGGCUACAUGUAAAGAUGUGAUGUGUCCAGCUCAGUUGCAGCUGGACAAUGGUGACAUCUGGCCCAGAACGCAGUGGCUGAGGGUGGGGGAGGUCCAGAGUUUCUCAUGUGUGGUGGGCUUCACACUGCACGGCUCAGCCCACAGAAACUGCACCAUCAGUGGGGAGUGGACUGGGACUACCCCUGUGUGUCACAACUAUGAAUCAGGUGAUGACUGCGAUAACCCUGGGACACCACCAGGGGCCCAGAGUGAGCGUUUUUCGGGGCAGUUCCUGGUUGGAGACAGAGUGAGCUACACCUGUCAGAGUGGACUGCAGCUGCUGGGCUCUGCUCACAGAGAGUGUCUGGAGCACAGGGAGUGGAGUGGAGCAACCCCAAGAUGCCAAAGUCCGUACAUGUUCGACUCCCCCAGCGCAGCAGCAGCAGCGUUGUCUGGAUCUCUGGCAGGAGUCAUGGACGUCCUGUCUCCGGAGUUCAUUAAACUUAAAACAGCAACUUUUCAGCGAACAAUUGAGGUCUCAGCAGGGAGUCGUCUAAAUGUAUUUAUCCUUCUGGACACUUCUGGGAGCAUCCAGGCAGAUGACUUUGAGGCAUCCAGAAGAGCCACUAUCGCACUCAUCAGAAAGCUGGAAACCUAUGAAGUCCAGAUUAGGUACCAUGUGUUGUCCUUCGCCACUGAAGUCAUAGACAUCGUGAACAUCCUCAACACCUACACACGCAGCAAUGAAUACUGGAUCAUUAAGUCUCUGGAGGAAUUUGACCCAAAACGUCAUGGAGAUAAAACUGGCACCAACCUUUUUGCCGCACUGUCCCGUGUGAAUGAGAAAAUCGCCUUUUUAAAAAUAAGAGAAAGUGAAAGAACCCACUUUAAUGAGACACAAAAUGUAAUCAUAGUGCAAACUGACGGUUAUUCUAAUGUUGGAAAUAAGUCAUCUCUUGCUUUGAAAAUGAUAAGAAGCACUCUUGGUUAUAACAGCACAGUCACAGACCACACCCACGAGAGACUGUUAGAUGUUUAUGUGUUUGGAAUUGGCUCCAAAGUAAAUAAAAAUGAACUGAACUCCUUGGCCUCAAAAAAACGUGGCGAGGAGCACCUUUUCAUUUUAAAAGAUUACGACCACCUUGGAGAAGUGUUCAACAUGAUCGUCAGUGACAAAACAGUGACUGUUUGUGGAGUGGCACAAGAGGAUGUACCAGAGGACUCAACCAUUUACACUCAGCCCUGGCAUAUUAGCAUUGCAGGAUGCUCUGGGUCCAUUCUGAGCCCAAACUGGGUGCUGACAGCCGCUCAUUGUUUUGGUAGAAAUGGUUUAGAAAAGGUCAAACAGGAACAUGAAGUAAAAUAUGGUAAGAAAGUCAGGGAUAAGAACAACACAGUGAUGUCCAAACGAGUGAUAAUGCAUCCUCAAUACAAUGUGGAUGGCCUUAUGCAGAGGAAUGUGAAGGAGUUUUAUGACUAUGAUGUUGCUUUAGUGGAGAUGGAUACGCCCAUACCUUUGUCGUGGAAAGCCAGGCCUAUUUGCUUACCCUGUACUGUUCCUGCAAAUCGAGCAAUGAAGAAAGUGAACUCUACAUGUGAGCAGCACAGGAAGGAGCUGAUUCCUCUAAAUCAGACAUCGGUUUCAUUUGUUCAAAAAGGCUUUGAACGCAAAGAAACUCAUAUUCACACCGGCAAUCAGAGGAGUGCUUGUGUGAAGAAAGCCAAUCUCACACUCCAGUAUAAAGAAGGGACACAGGUCCGGUAUGCAGACGUGACACUGGAGGAGUACGUGCCUGAGCGGUUCUUCUGUUCAGGGGGAACUGAAAACAAACAAGACGCCUUCACCCGCAAAGGAGACUCUGGGGGAUCUCUGUUUCUUGAAAAGCGCAAGCGCUACUUUCAGGUUGGAGUGGUGAGCUGGGGCACUCAAAAUUUCGACAAUGUUAUUAAUAAAGCUGACGCUCGAGAUUUCCACAUUGAUGUUUUUAAAAUUAUGCCGUGGCUCAAGAAAUUUUUGGCCAAUGACAUUCUGUUCCUCUCUGAUGUUAACUAGAAACAGUGUUUGCAGAAGUUUAAAAUGCUAAAUUAAAAAAAUGCACACAAUAAUGCUUAACACUUUGGUAAAGGUUCAUUCUGUCUUCAGUUUUAAAAGAGCCCAUAUUCUGCUAUUUUAUGAUCUAUGUUAUAAAGUUUCCUCAUCAAAAACAUA